UCUGCCCGAUAGUGGAGCAAACCACGCUUUUUGACAGGGUACAUUGGGUUUCAGUACCCCCGCCCCUCGGUCCUAACCAUAACAGCGAGCUGGGAAGUUAAGUAGGUUUCCUCCGUGGCUUUUCCGGGGUGCGGACCCUGCGACUUCCCGCAGAGCGGUCGCGCAGGCAAAGGGGCGCAAGGGACCCGGGGGAAGGGGCCGAGGGCCGCCUGAUUGACAGCCCGAAAUCUGAUCUUGUGAAAGAGACGUGGAGCCAAUGGGAGACAGCGAUCCAUCAGUUUGGAUUGGAGGCCCCUGGAGGAGAAGUGGAGGAAAAACCACCCAAUUCAGCUCUGUCAGAGGCGCUUUCGGCUUCCAAGGGGGAAGUGCUGGGCAAUAAUUAAUGUUUUUAUUAAAUUUGGAGGGAAUUUUUUGCAGCCGUUCGCCUAGCGUGGCCUUCAGGUUGACUGAAGUCCGGAUCCCGAGGAAAUCUCUAGCUAAAUGCUCAAAAUAUAAAGCACUGAGCUAAUAUUUGCGACGAGCAGCAGAAUGGAUGGAUUUUAUGACCAGCAAGUGCCUUACGUGGUCACCAACAGUCAGCGUGGGAGGAAUUGUAACGAGAAACCAACAAAUGUCAGGAAAAGAAAAUUCAUUAACAGAGAUCUGGCUCAUGAUUCAGAAGAACUCUUUCAAGAUCUGAGUCAGUUACAAGAAACAUGGCUUGCUGAAGCUCAGGUACCUGACAAUGAUGAGCAGUUUGUACCAGACUAUCAGGCUGACAGUUUGGCUUUUCAUGGCCUACCACUGAAAAUCAAGAAGGAGCCCCACAGCCCAUGUUCAGAACUUGGGUCUGCCUGCAGUCAAGAGCAGCCCUUUAAAUUCAGCUAUGGAGAAAAGUGCCUGUACAAUGUCAGUGCCUAUGAUCAAAAGCCACACAUGGGAAUGAGGCCCUCCAACCCCCCGACACCAUCCAGUACCCCUGUCUCUCCGCUGCAUCAUGCAUCUCCAAACACCACUCAUACUCCGAAACCUGACCGGGCCUUCCCAGCUCACCUCCCUCCUUCUCAGUCUAUACCAGACAGCACCUACCCCAUGGACCACAGAUUUCGCCGCCAGCUUUCUGAACCCUGUAAUUCUUUUCCUCCUUUGCCGACAAUGCCAAGGGAAGGGCGUCCCAUGUACCAACGCCAGAUGUCUGAGCCAAACAUCCCCUUCCCACCACAAGGCUUUAAGCAGGAGUACCACGACCCAGUCUAUGAACAUAACACCAUGGUUGGCAGUGCAGCCAGCCAAAGCUUCCCCCCUCCUUUGAUGAUCAAACAGGAGCCCAGAGAUUUUGCAUAUGAUUCAGAAGUGCCUAGCUGCCACUCCAUUUAUAUGAGGCAAGACGGCUUCCUGGCUCACCCAAGCAGAACAGAAGGCUGCAUGUUUGAAAAGGGCCCCAGGCAGUUCUGUGAUGACACCUGUGUUGUGCCGGAGAAGUUCGAUGACAUUAAGCAAGAGCCAGGAAUGUACCGGGAAGGCCCCACGUACCAGAGGCGAGGAUCCCUGCAGCUCUGGCAGUUUUUGGUAGCUCUUCUGGAUGACCCUUCAAAUUCUCAUUUCAUUGCCUGGACUGGACGAGGCAUGGAAUUUAAACUGAUUGAGCCUGAAGAGGUGGCCCGGCGUUGGGGCAUUCAGAAGAACAGGCCAGCUAUGAACUAUGACAAACUCAGCCGCUCUCUCCGAUAUUACUACGAGAAGGGGAUCAUGCAGAAGGUGGCGGGAGAGAGAUACGUCUACAAGUUCGUGUGCGACCCGGAGGCCCUUUUCUCCAUGGCCUUCCCCGAUAACCAGCGCCCACUGCUGAAGACGGACAUGGAGCGACACAUCAACGAGGAGGACACGGUGCCCCUGUCUCACUUCGACGAGGGCAUGAGCUACAUGCCGGAAGGGGGCUGCUGCAACCCGCACGCCUACAGCGAAGGCUACGUGUACUAGCAUGAGUGAGCCAGCAUGAGCCACAGCCGAGCAGGGCGCCCCGCGCUCCGCCCCUUCUCCCGGGACGCGGAGACUCACCAGUCCUCCUCCAUCCUGGUUUUAUUUCUGUUGUUCGUCUUUCGUUUUAUGAAUAAUGAUACAAAAGGGGGCUUUUCCUGUUGCAUUAUUCUACGGUCUGCCAUGGACUGAGCACUUUAUUGGAGGGCGGGUGGGAAGAGCCGAGACAUUUGUUGUUCGCGACAGGAAGACGGUGGGCGAACGGGCAGCGGGAACUGGGGGAUUGCUUUUUACUUAGGCUUGGGAUGGGGUCCUACGGGUUUUCUGUAUAAUGAAACUGUAUCAUGUUUGUUCGCUUUCAUAAUAGUGUGAGAUGAUUUUGCCUGGGUGUCUACGGUACAGUUGAUUUCACGUUGUGUAAAUAUCUACUUGGAGACCAUUUGCCUUGGGCAUUUUCCCCGUCAUCACUGAGUCUUUGCAGGUGUACAAAAAAAAAAAUCUACUGUAAAUGGCAGAUUAAUGUUAGAAAUGACUGUUUUUGCACCUCUUGUAAAAAGAAAAAGUAUUUAGCAGUUGCAUUUGUUGUUCUUUCUGUUUCACUUUGCUUUACAGAUGACCUGUAGAGAAGAGCCACACGGGUGGGCAUGCUCUAAGAAGCUGAGUAAUCCCUGUGUAAAUGAGGGCACAGUUUUGGACUCUGGCUCCAGCUGAGUCACAGGCCAGUAGCAUUACACGUAUCUGGUGCCAUCUUGCUGUUUCGGUACAAAUACUGUCUUUUAAAUACAUUGUUGCCCACUUCAGUUAAGUAAUGACUUGUCAUGAUCCUUUGGAAUCUUCAUUUAAGGGUUAAAUCUGGGAUCACAAUGAAGAAGAAAAAAAGAAAAAAAGAAAAAAAAUUACCUGUCUCCUUUCACUACCUUCAGUACAUAAAUACAUUAUUUAAUCAAUAAGAAUUAACUGUACUAAAUCACAUAUUAUGCUGUUCUAGUUACAGCAAGCACUCUUUAAGAAAAAUAUCCACUACACUAAAUAGGUACUAUAGUAAUUUUUAGACACGGUACCCAUUGAUAUGCAUUUAAACGUUUCACUGCUGUGUUUUGUUGGUAACAUAUAUAAAUAUUAGAUAAUGCUAACGCUUCCGCUGCUGUCUUUUCUGUAAUAUUCUCUUUCAUGCUGAAUUGACUAUUACCAUUUAUAAGCAAUGCAGUUAACUACAGAUAGCAUUUCAGAACAAAAUAGAUGACUCAAACCAUUUAUUGCUUACGAAAUAGCUUACACCAUGCUCUGCUAUAAGCAGCUUUAUGCACAUUGACAAUAAAGAGUGAGCUUCAGCUUGCUGAGGGAAACUGUGGAAACCUUUGUAACUUUUGGUGGGAUGAACAUUGUUUAUGAACUGUUAACGGAUAUGAGGAAGUUGCUGUGUGACAUAGUACUGGCACUGACGCUGUCCUUCAUCUCCUGGAACACGCCUGUAAAUGUGAUCAGAUUGUAUGAAGGAAGAUUCAAAGAUCUUGAGUUUCAAAGUUUUUGCCUUGUUUUUUAUUUGUUUGUUUUGUUGUGCGUUUAAAAACAGACAGCAUUGAAACUGUGCCAUGUUGUUUUGUUUACUCUGAAAAACAUAAGGGAAAGAUGUCGUAACAGCCCUGAGUAGCUCCUUGCUGGAUCCAAGCAAAGAAAAGAAUUGCAUUUACUUCACUACAGUUCUGGAGGAACAACUUCCUGAAGAAUCUAUAGGAAAAUGUUAUUUUUUUUAUUUAUUUUAUUUUUUUUAGGAAAUCCUUAAACACAAAGCCCAAAUAAACCUAAGAAAGCAUUUCAGGAGCACAAGAAAGGAGGAGCCCUCAGGAUCCACUCUCCCGUGCCCCACAGAUUGAGCUGUCUCUGUAAACCAGAAGUUCCUUCCGAAUCAGUACUAUCCACAUUCCCCUGAAACACCCUGACCCAUGCGUAUGUCUGUAACCGAUUUCAUUGACUGUGCUGCACGGAUUUCACUUGGCUCUUCACGGGCUGAUAAGUAUGCCUUAAAAAUCAGGAUAUCCACCGUGCUCAUGAGAUCAUCUACAGCGCGUAGAAUAAGAACAGACUUUCUAAAUAACCAGGGAAAUGUUUAUUGGACAGAAGUGAGAUAUAUGAUCGGGCCAUUGGUGAAAUAGAAGGAAAUUCUAUGUGUGUCUUUAUAUGCGAAUCAUUGAGGAGUCUCUUCUUUUUCUGUUGCUUCCCACCUCCACCUUUAUCAUUACUGUUCUAGUCAGUCAGAGGAAGAACUGGACCUGAGUUAUUCUAAAGAAUCAAAAGAAGAAAGGUAUUAAUUCUGAUAGCUAAGGAUAACUAUAUGUUUUGUUGUAAUUGGUAGUGACUAGAUAAAGUGAAUAUGUCAUCAGCUAACAUUAAGUGUAUUCCUAAAAUGGAAAAAUUCAAAAUAGAGCAUCUUAAAUUUUAGCAAAAUGGAAAUUUUUACAUUAUGACUUCUUUUCUUUCUUGUUUAAAUUCAGGUAGAUUAAUAAAUCUGGGAGCUGAUUUCUGCAAGAGUCUUGCAUUUUGUAUUUCAACAGCAUUGGCUGUGAAACAUAGAAAUUAGUGAAGUAAUGUUUUUCUUCAACCUGUUAAAAGAAAUGACAAGAUAUAUCCACGAGUAUUUGAUGUCUCUCGUUGAGGAUGUGCAUAUAUCCAGCAGUUUCUUAAAACAAAGAACUUUCCAAACAACAAGUGAGACAUCUUUGUUUAGGGAGUGCUUCAGAAUGAAAACCAUAAAACUAAUUGUGUAGUGUCUUCUAAAAUCUCAGAAGCUUUGCUUCCUGUAGAUGCUAUAACAAACUAUUUAGGCUUUAGUAAAAAUUUACCUUCUUAUAGUUUUGGAGGUCAGAAUUUCAAAGUCAGUCUUAAAGGGCUAAAACCAAGAUGUCAGGAAAGCCACUUACUUUUUUGGAAGCUUUAGAGAGGCUUUGUUUGUUUGUUUGUUUGUUUGUUUCAGUUUCUGGGCAUGUCAGCAUUUCUUGACUCCUGGCUACAACACUUCAAUUUUGCCUUCCUGUUCACAUACCUUUCUGCAGUCAAAUAUCCUUCUGGCUUCCUGCAGGCAAGGACACUUGUGAUUAUAUUUAGGGUUUACUUAAAAAGACCAAGAUUGAUCUUUCCCUCUUAGCAUCCUCACGUUCCAUGUCCCUUUUGACAGAUGAACAAUUCUCAGGUUCCUGGGAUUAUGAUAUAGUCAUGGGGCAGAGGUGGGAGCCUGUCUAUUCAGCUUUCCACCCAGCUAAAGACCCCAGGGAGGAAAAUGCUAAUUGAUUUAUUCAUGGGCAAAAAGCUCUGUUGAAGUAGCUAAGGUUAGUACAUAGUAGUACUGUGAUUCAGCAUUCAUAUUAUUUCACCUUAUUUGCAUAAACACUUCUGAAAAAUCACCUAUUCUAGUAAAUCAUCUGGAUAGCCACACCAAGCCUUUAUAGGAUUUAAAUAUCCCUCCUCUCCUAGUUAAGCACGCUAUGAUAGGAAAUAAAAUGCCCAAGCUGCCGAAACAGCAACAGCACGGUCAAACCUGAUCCUCGUGCCAUAUCAUGUUUUCAGAAAGAUUUUUCAAUAUCAAUAAUGAAUUGAUUCUUUAUAAUCCUUACAGCUGCAGAUGAUAACUACUUAUUCAGUAAGAACAAUACACAGACCAUGCUGACUGUUAAUUAAAACAGCAAUUCUAAAAACUGAGUCAACAUCGUUUUAUGUGGCAAUGAACGACAUUUCUUGCCUGACGUCACAGUAUCUGAGACAGAUUAUAGAGUUCUACAAUGGAUCAUGUUUUUGAUCAUGCAGCCUUUCCAGAUUAUAUAAUGAACUAUGAUGGAAUAAAAAAAAAAAAACCCAGCUGAAUGCCUAAUUAAGACCUUAUUUUUCUAAAAAAUCAGAAACAAACUACUCUUCCAGGCACAGUUUAGAAUGGAAAAGAGACAUUAAAAGUACACAAAAUAAUGGAAAGAAUCGAUGAAGGCAGAGAUGUAUGUCGGAGAAUUGCCACAAGAAUUUCAUCAAUGCCAAGUUCCAUAAAGGUGUUUAUUUUGCACUGAAUACUAACGAGAGAGUGAGGUAGGCCCUAGGAGGACAGAGACAUGGUGGCUGCUUCCGGGGCUUUUUGGAAAGCUGACCAAAUUUAGUGACAACUCAACCACGGUUUUUAUGACUUUAUUUUAUUUUAUUAAGUAAAACUGACUUAGACACUUUAAAAAAAAACAAUUUAUGAAAAAGUAUAGUUUAAGAAGAAAAUCUGGUUAGACUAGCGGGUGCCUUUAUAGAAAUAUUGAUGGUUUUGGAAUGUUCAAUAAAAAAAUGUGUAUAUAUAUAUCUGUGAUUUAAGAAUCCGUAUUUAAGGUAGGUUUUCUUUUCACAUAUAAACUCCAAUAUUCUUAAUUAGUUCCGUUUGAAAGUUAUGUUACUACUGGGGGAGAAUUUUUUUAAAAUUUGCUUGGUUGUAUUUAGAUUAUAAUUACAGUUUGAGAAAUCAUUAUGAAAUUCAUGUGGUGACAGCAAAUUAAAUAUGCUCAAAAUUUAAGACUAAAAUAAAAGCCCAGAAAUUGAAAAUA
Molecule: messenger RNA, 6518 nt
Organism: Meriones unguiculatus (Mongolian gerbil)
Lineage: Eukaryota; Metazoa; Chordata; Mammalia; Rodentia; Muridae
Gene: Etv1
Product: ETS variant transcription factor 1
Exons: 13
Coding region: 529-1959 (476 amino acids)
Biological process (GO): regulation of transcription by RNA polymerase II; cell differentiation
Cellular component (GO): nucleus
Molecular function (GO): sequence-specific DNA binding; DNA-binding transcription factor activity, RNA polymerase II-specific
Source: RefSeq, a predicted model, not a curated record